CUCUCUCGCCCCUUAUCACUUUGGUGUGGUUUUUGCUUCGCUUAUCUUGUUGUUUUAGUUUCAAUGGCCUCAAGCAGCCAAACAGCAUCCUCAUCUCAUCCUUCAUCAUCUGCUCCUCAGUGGAAGUACGAUAUUUUUCUGAGUUUCCGGGGUGAAGAUACUUAGAAGACUACUGUUCCCUUUAUAUACCAGGAAUUGCAAAACAUAGAAAUUGAAACAUUCAUGGAUGACACAGGGCUUAGCAGAGGGACGUCUAUUGCUCCGAGUCUGUUAACAGCAAUCCAAGAAUCCUGGUCAGCGAUCAUUGUUCUUUCACCAAACUAUGCGUAUUCUAGAUGGUGUUUGGACGAAUUGACAAUGAUCAUUCAGUGCAUGGAAGAUAAGAGCACAACAGUCAUCCCAAUCUUUUAUGAUGUAGAUCCCUCUGAUGUGCAACAUCAGAGAGGGAGUUUUGCAACUACCUUCACUAGUCCCCAAGAAAGGCUCGCGCAAGACGAUGACUACCCAAAUAAGUUGAACCAGUGGAGAGUUGCUUUAACAAAAGUUGCAGAUCUCUCUGGCUUGGAAUCAAACAAAUAUAGUUCUGACUUAGAACUUGUCAAAGACAUUGUGGAAACCGUGUGCAGCAAAUUACGACCUAUUGAUGUUGAGUGGGCAUUGUCGUCUACCGGAGAUUUUGUAGCAUUUGAAGCAACAAGACGAGCCAUGGACAAAGUAAUGAGAGCACUUCAAGAUGAUGUGGUCGCUGCCGUCUUUGGUAUGGGAGGCGUUGGCAAGACAAGUAUGGUGAAACAUGUCGGUGCACAAGCCUGGAAAAUUGGGCUUUUUAAUCAUGUGAUUAUGGCUGUCGUAUCCCAAACACCUAAUUUGAGACAUAUUCAAGGCACACUGGCCGAUCUGCUGGGACUAAAAUUGUUGGAGGAGACAGAAUUCGGAAGAGAGGUUAGAUUGAUGGAGAAAAUAAUGAAAGGAAAUCAGAUCCUUAUAAUCUUGGACGACAUUUGGGAGAGAAUAGAUUUGUCUACUAUUGGAAUACCGAGCCAAGAUGAGCUUCAAAAGUGCAGUUCCAAAAUCUUAUUCACUACAAGGAGAUUGAAUGUUUGCCAUUCAAUGGAGAUCCAAGCAAGCAUUCCUCUCCGAGUUUUGUCAGAAGAUGAUGCUUGGGACCUAUUUGUGAAGAAGGAAAGAAAGUCUUUUGAUGAGUCGCCCAACUUUUAUGAUGUAGCGAGGAUGGUAGCUAAAGAAUGUGCUGGUCUCCCAGUUGCAUUGGUAGCGGUUGCAAGGGCACUUGGAGAUAAAGAAUUAGAUGAUUGGACAGAAGCAGGUCGACGACUAAAGGCUGCUCAACCUGUCAACUAUGAAGAUGAGAGAUAUGUGUUCAGAUGUAUAAAGUUGAGCUAUGAUUACUUGAGACUUGAUGAUAACAACAUUGCCAAGUCAUUCUUCUUGCUUUGUUGUCUAUUCCCUGAAGAUUUUGGUAUCGAGGUAGAAGAUUUGUUGGUGUAUGGGAUUGGAAAAGGAUUAUUUCAAGACGCUAACACAAUCAAAGAAGCCAGAGCCAAAGCCAAAGCCCAUUUGGUGGUAAAGUACCUGAAAGCUUCUAGCUUGCUUUUGGACAGUGAAUACAGCGAAUUUGUGAGGAUGCACGAUGUCAUUCGAGAUGUGGCCAUAUCAAUUUCAUCAUCGGAUGAUGGCCCACGGUUUUUGGUUAAAGCUGGUUGUCAGUUAAAGAAUUGGCCAGCAAUUAAUGUUGCACGUGAAGACAACUCUGCAAAAUCGCUAAUGAGGAAUGAAAUUCACAAGCUUCCUGAAAGAUUGUUUAUCAAUGUCGUGACAGAGAAAGCAGAGAUACUGGAGUACAUAGGGUACAGUGGCUUACAGGACAUUCUUGUGGAAUACGACCUUGGGAGAUUACAUGUGCUGAAGUGUCUUGCUGUAAUUGAGUGCCAUAAUGUGGGUGGAGUGUUGAUGAACCCAAAUAGAAGGGUUCUAAAUACACUUGUGUUUGAGCAAGGUUCUAAAAAACGCUAG
Rosa chinensis is the source of this 2031-nucleotide messenger RNA. Its product is annotated as probable disease resistance protein At4g27220. The transcript is spliced from 3 exons. The record is from RefSeq and is a predicted model, not a curated record. Bases 223 to 2031 code for a protein of 602 amino acids. Gene Ontology annotation, molecular function: ADP binding. Gene Ontology annotation, biological process: signal transduction. NCBI's taxonomy places the organism in Eukaryota, Viridiplantae, Streptophyta, Magnoliopsida, Rosales, Rosaceae.